CAACGUGGUAUCAACAGUUCUAGGUUAUGUUUAAACCAAUGUGACUUCUUGUUUUGUUUUUAAUUUAACUCAGAGACUAGUCGAAAUGGUGACUUUGCAAUAUGCCGAAUCCGUCACGGCCCCCAAGAAACACUCUCUGAUCGAUGUCCACGCUUGUAAAAUUUGCCCGUACGUUACAACAUCGUUUUUCCUGAUGAAGAACCACAUACGCCGCCAUCAGUCGCCUUUGGUACCUUUUAACUGCGAAAACCCCCUUGAUUCUCACCAUUGCAAACACUGCAAUUUUCAAACCGAACUAACGUUGCUUUUCAAGCAACACAUUAAAGAAAAUCAUGGAAUUAAACACGAAAACGACGAUUUAAUUGUACAGCACAAAAAUCAAAAGUACGUUUGUGAAAAGUGCGGAUUUGAGUCGCAUUUUUUGCUUAAAUGGUUAUGUCACAUGCGAGAGUGUCAACAAACUAAAGAACAACCAAACUUGAAAAUGCAGCAUUUGGUCGAGGACAAAAUCAAGUGGUACCACUGCGCUGACUGUACCUUCAAGAGUAAAGGAAAACCCGGUUUGAAAAACCACAUUAACGCACGGCAUCUGGACGACAUUGUCGCGAAAUGGUAUGAAUGUAAACAGUGCUCAUUUAGAUCUAAACACAACCAAUCUUUGUGGCGACAUGUGAUCGCUUUUCAUUUGGACGAAAAGGACGGCAAGUGGUUUGAAUGCCCACAGUGUCUACACAAGACUAGAGAAAAUUCGAAACUAAUGCGUCACCUGUUAAACAACCAUUCGAUUAAAAAAAGUAUCACGUGGUAUCAGUGCAAGGAGUGUCGAUUUAAAACAACUUUCGAGGGGGAUUUACAGAAACACGUGAAAGCGCGGCAUUUGAACGACCGAGACACCAAGUGGUAUGAAUGUAAACAGUGUCCGUUCAAAACUAGAUAUUGUUCGCCUCUAAAGAAGCACGUGAAAUUGCAGCAUUUGGAUCAAAAUGACAUCAGAUGGUAUGAUUGUGUAAAGUGCCAAUUCAAAACCAAAUACCCCCAUGCUUUAAAGAAUCAUAUAAAUCGCUGGCAUUUGGACGAGAAUGAAAUCAAGUGGCACCACUGCAGUGAGUGUUCGUUCAAGAGCAAAAACAAAGGAGGUUUGAAAGGUCACAUUAACGCUCAGCAUCUGAGCGACCAAGAAGCGAAAUGGUACGAAUGCACACAUUGCCCAUACAAAACUAAGAAUCCUUCAAAUUUAAACUCCCACACAAAAAGGCGCCACUCGAAUGCGAAAAGUGACAACGUAAUAGCAGACAAAAAUCGAGUUUAAUUGUGAAGUUCAAACAAAGUGUACAGUCGUGGUGAAUGUCCAUGCAGACUUACACUUUUCUCGUUCCAUUGAUAUAGAAAAUA
Zophobas morio is the source of this 1392-nucleotide messenger RNA. Its product is annotated as zinc finger protein 711-like. The transcript is spliced from 2 exons. The record is from RefSeq and is a predicted model, not a curated record. Bases 86 to 1309 code for a protein of 407 amino acids. Gene Ontology annotation, biological process: regulation of transcription by RNA polymerase II. Gene Ontology annotation, molecular function: RNA polymerase II transcription regulatory region sequence-specific DNA binding; DNA-binding transcription factor activity, RNA polymerase II-specific. NCBI's taxonomy places the organism in Eukaryota, Metazoa, Arthropoda, Insecta, Coleoptera, Tenebrionidae.